AUGGCUGUAAGAACAUGCGGAUGGCUUGCUCUUUUGGUCAUUCUAUCUUACGUCCCUUCGCCGAUCGCGGAAGAAGUUAAACUUGGUCUUUUAAUCCCUUUCAAAAGCGCUGGUCGAAUCGGGAACUAUUUCCAUCGAGGCGAGUUCUUUGCCUCCGCCAUGAGUAUCGCAGUAGAUGAUAUCAACCGAAGGCCUGACCUUCUUCCUGGUAUAAAUGUCACUUUCAUCUGGAACGACACCGGCUGCGAAGAGCUUAAAACGCUGCAGUCCGUAGUAUAUCAAAUGAAUCAAGGCGUUACGGCAUUUAUCGGCCCGGGAUGUAGCUGUAACACUUCUGCCAGGCUGGCUGCAUCAUUCAGUAAGACCAUGAUAUCAUAUGUAAGUAGCCCAUUUUACAAGUUGGGUAAUUAUGAUCUGAAUGUCUACUUCUGUUAAUGCCCACUUGAAACAUCAUUUGCUUAUUUCGUGUUUAUAUAUAUUAUGCGGGAUCGCGUUCAAAAGAAGAAAAUAUUACAAAGUCUACAUAGUUAGUACCGGUUUAGUUCAAAUCAUGUUUAUCUUUAAAGGAGAAAAUUGAGUAGAACAGUUUCUUACUGGGCAAAUUGCGCAUUUUUUUACUUUCACGAAGUUUUUGGCUGGUUUGCUUUUGGUAAUGCUGCGAAUCGAUCGAAAUAAGAUCGAAAAAAACAAAUUUGAAAAUUACUCAAACGUUUGAUUAAAGUAGGCCCAUUAAUUUCUGCCGUUAAUUACAAUUUGUCUUCUUUUUUAAUCAUGGGACAGAGAUGUUAACUAUAUAAACAAGCAUGUCCAUGCUAGUCAAGGAAAACUUGCGUUUAAUUAAUCGUUCUUGGUUUUUAAGAUAAAUUUGAAAAUGAGAGUGGGUCUAAUAAAAAGUACCUUCACCGGUAAAAGCUGUCAUAUAAUUGACAUAUCCUCGUCUCGUCGCUAAGUUGAAUCGUCUCAAUUUUCAGACGCACAAGAUUGUUUUUCAUAACAACAAUGAAUAUGUCAUACAAGACUAUGAAAUGAUAGAAAAACGCCGCCGUGUGAGAUGAAAACACCUGGAUUUUUUUCAUUAUGAAUAAUUUUAUAAGCAGCAUUUUGUCGCUGUUUGUCUUAAGAAAAAUACUUCUGUAUUUUAUCAGAAAAAUCGAAAGUGUUCAAUAUCAGAUUCGAAUUCAGAAUAUAUUCACCGUCUCUCGACAGUUCUUUUUAUGGAGGUGAUCCAAUAUCAUGUUUGACUUGUCGCUCGUUAACUGAGGAUGUAUUUUCAUUACAAAAACUGACGUCUCUCAUAAAUGUUCUUCUCUGUUAUUUAAUCUGGGAAACGCAAAUUCGAAGCUAUGUUGUUUUGUUUAUGUGAUCCACUCAAACACUAAAAUGACAGUUUUCACAUUAAACCUGUGAAUUUUACCUAUUACCAAUUGUUGUAUAAUAUAUGAUGGUAAACUGAUUAUCAGGUUUUUUUUCUACUGGUUUUUUUCUUACAACUUUGCGCAAUCUUAUUUCCUCCAUUUCUCAAUCGUUAAAAGAUGGUGGUGAGGUGAGACAAUUAAAAACAAUGUCAAAAGAGUUGUAACGCUUAGUAAAGUGAAUUGCUCGAACUCAGGAGUAAUAAUGGGUCGUAUAGUCUGAUUAUCCGCGUGGGAGUAGUGCCGAAUAGCAGUUGCAGCGACUGUGUUUCGACAACCUUAGCGGAAAUCAUUGUCAGACUCUGAUGAUGACUUCCGCUCACGGUGUCAAAACAUCGGUCGUUGUUUGAUACCGGGGAAAGUCCUCCAUAGGACCACUGUCACCCGUGCGAUCAGACUACACGACUAAAGCAUGCCUUAUCACAAACUAAUAUGAUACUAUCUUCGGGAGAUUACCGAGAGUCGAAUUGUUUAACGCUUCUGGCGAUUUUGUCGCCGAGCGAGAACCAGGAUCUUGUCCUUGCUCCGGUUCUUCGAAGCGUGGAUAAUGAUAUCCAGUGGAUAGCACAGUAAGUCUUGUUGACCCAUCUGGCCCCGGUUGUUCGAAGAUGGGAUAACGCUAUCCAUUGAAUAAAUCUCUAUCUGGCGGAUAACGCUAUACGUUUUGCUAUCACUUAUCCGCUGGAUAGCGAUUUAUUUGUUGGAUAGCGUUAUCCACCCUUUAUUCAACUGGGCCCUGAUGAAUGACGAUUUAUCCGUUGGAUGGCGUUGUCCGUCCUUCUAAUAACUGGGCCCUGGUUUCCACAAGUUUCCGACUUUUUGUCCUCGAUUUCAUCCAACAGAUGUGUGGCAAUCCUGAUGUUUCGUACAAGAAGUUGUAUCCGACCUUUAUUCGAACGUUUGCUGUUGACACUAAACUCACACCAAGUCUACUGUCACUGCUCAAUUACUUCAACUGGAAGAGAGUGGCGAUUAUCUACGAAAACGUAACGAAAUGGAUCGAAAUGAAAGAUAACUUGGCCACACGAUUGAGAGCGAAAGGAAUAACUGUAGCUCUGGAACUGCUUACGCAUCAUUCAGCGAUGUACAGGCCUAAAAACCAUUCAGACAAUUACAGAGAAAUUAUGAGAAAGGUCAAAGAAGAAGCUCGAAGUACGUAACAAGUUUCGUAGAUUAUUGCAAUAAAGAUUUCAACUUAGGUUCAAAUGUUCCCGCCUGUCUCAUCCCAAAUAACCACCACUAUAUAAUUAAAAUUACGUGUAAGCCAACUUUAUAAGGUUGUAUAUCUAUCUAAUAUGUCCCCAAACAGGAGGUUCCACUGCACUGCCAUUGCUCUCAGAAAUACUGUUCCUUCAUUAGCCCGACCAUCAUAACCACUGCUUCCAGCAGUAAUUUUGCCAUUAAAAACUGUCUAGCCUAACCCAAAUGCUUCUCUUCUAGUUGUGGUUUUUGUGUCCGAUUUCCACAUAGCCAGGGAAGGAAUGCUUCACGCAUAUGAUGAAGACAUGAUAAAUGGCGAUUACGUUUUUAUAAUGUUUGAACUGGAUCAAGCUCAGAUGGCAAUGUACACCGGAAUGCCUUUCAAGUGGUUUUUCAGCAGCCAUAGGGAAACUUUGAAUAGAUAUGAACAUUUGCAGAAAGCCUUUGAAACUGUUUUUGUCCUGGCCAUAAAAAGUCCUACGUCCAAAAGCUACACCAGCUUUGCAGAGGAGUUAAAACGCCGUUCCCCUGACCCCCCGUUUAACAGCGAAGUAUACGAAGGCUAUCUGUGGGAGGACAAUACAAGCUUCCCUGCAAACAAAACUCGGGUAAGCGAAUGAUGAUGAUGUUAUGCUUAACGACUUUUAAUUUACAGCUUAUUGCUUUAUAAGCCGGCAGAUACAGCCGGCUCCUGAUUAUCGCGCUCAGGUUGUGUCGUAUUUUGUGCGAAAAGUGACUCAUGUUUACGUAGUCCUCCUCUUAAUCUACCCAGGGCACUAACAUUCUGUUUUAAGAAACAGACAAAUUUCUGGUGGUAUCUGCGAUGCACUGGCUUUGAGCAGUAACUAUCAUACCGCAACAUCGAAAAUAAUUUUAUAUUUGAGUGUGAGGGCCCCGUUUGUUUUCACCUAAUAGUUGGUUUAUGGCCUCAGUAUAUAACAAUCAACAAAUUCUCUUAUGAGUUCUUACGCAACUUUGAACCACGAGUUUUUCUUUUGACCUAGAAUUGUCAUGACAGUAUUUUUUUUUUGCUCUUCAGCCACCAAUUUACGGAGCUUAUCUUUACGAUGCCGUGUACCAGUACGCGAUUGCGCUCAACAAAACAUUGGCAAAGAAGGAACCUUUGACAGGAAAGAACAUUGCAAACAAGUUGCAUGAUAUCCAAUACGACAGUAAGUUGCUUUCCUGAGUUUUAUUUUUGCAUCGUUAUUUUCUAAGUUGCUGGGAGAUGCGGUGGUUAGUGCAUUGCACUGUGGGUUGACUGAGUCCGGGAUCGAGACUUGGCUUAAUUAAUGUGUUGUGUUUUUGGGCAAAAUACUCUACUCUCUCCACCAGGAGUAUAGAUGAGUAGCGAAGAAUUGUCAGGGCCGCCUAAUGAAAUGCUGGGAGUGUCCUUGCGAUAGGCUAGCAACCCAUUCAGGGGCAGGGGAAGUAGUAAUACUCCUAGUCUCUUCAUGUUAAGGAAACUGGAAUAAGCUCCAGCUGGUUGGGCCACUGGGCUCGAGAACAGACUUAAUAAGUUGGGGUUAACGAUCUAAUUUGUAUGUUACUAGCAGAUGGAUAUUUUAUGAUGUUUUGCCGUUUUUAUGGUGGCUUGUUUUAUCUAAAAGAUGAUCGAGGCAUUUUCAUAGAUUCAGCGGAGAUUUGUUUUACCCAACCUCUCAGCCAAAACAGGCUGUUAUAUUACACAGACGAUCCCUUGCAACCUCCUCGAAUAGAAUUCGCUUCGGAUACGAACUGUAAGAAAAGAGUUGUAAACAACUACGUUGUAGGGAUCUCGAAGUGGUAAUGGGGCUCGCCUUACACCAAUCUGGCCCGGAUUCGAACCCUUAAACUGACGUCUUGUCUCGACUCACUGUAGGUUCAGCUUUGCUAUUGAUUCUCUUCCUUACUUUAAGGGCCAGUUCCUCCUUUCCAAAACUGGACACUCCAAAUUGCUGAGUUCAGUGGAAUGGAGCUAUGUGUGCCACUUCUACCUGGCGUUUACUAUUUACUUUAUAUUUUCUUUUUCAGGCAUACUUGGAUACAAGAUUCAUUUUGAUGUAAAUGGAGAUGCCGAGUUCAACUUAACGUUACUGGAUAUGCAAGGUUGGUGAUCUUCCUCCGUCCUUAUACCAACAACGUAAAGCAUCAUUCACAAUUUGCGAACCUGGGUGUAAAGCAAAAAAAUCACAUCAUUAUGUCAGGUUUGCCAAAACGUUUGCAGAAACGAUAGCAAAAAACGAUACGUAGAGGCUCAUCUUUUCUCGUUCAGGAGUCUUUAAAGUAUCUUUUAGGGCAAUAAUUUCUUCGACGAUGUCAUUAUAUAUGUCCCGGCUCCCAUGUUCUUUUAAGAUAUAGAUUCUGUGAGUUUUCAAUAACGUUGGAAAGCUAGUCAGUUUACUUCUCUCUUUUGGAAACGAAUUGCACCGUGUUCGCCCCCUAUCGAGUUCGCCCCUUCGAGUUCGCCCCUACCUUAUGCCGUGUUCGCCCCCACACUUUUCGAGUUCGACCCCAUCAAAUCGAGUUCGCCCCUUGAUUGAGUGAUAUCCAGAUGAGUUGAUUUGUGACGAAGGCACUAGCAGAAUGUGUCAAAUGUUACGUCAGCGACAACCAUUUUGAAUUUCGGCAAUUGCGUGGAACCUGCUUGGGAACUGGGUUGACUGAAUGAACUUGUGAUAAAGAGAACCACACGUUUGAUCGUAACAACCAGACUUGAGAAGAUGCAAACCACGCUUUCAUCGCGGCAGCAUUGCUUAAGUUGUUAGACUUGUACCCGUUCAUUAAGGCUGAAGAAUUUACUCAUCAACUUACGAAUCAACUCAUCUGGAUAUCCCUCAAUCAAGGGGCGAAUUCGACUUGAUGGGGUCGAACUCGAAAAGUGUGGGGGCGAACACAGUAUGAGGUAGGGGCGAACUCGAAGGGGCGAACUCGAUAGGGGGCGAAAGCGUUGGAUACCUUUGGAAACACAGAACGAUUUUUUGUCUUAGAAGAGGAGACUUAUUUUCGUCUUUCCUCUCUCCAUUCCUCCUUAACGGUGGAACUAUACUGCAAGGACUUUGAAUGUUUCUAAAUAUCUGUAAAGAUUUGCAUGGGUCAAGCUAUAAUUACUGCUGUUGGUAUCCGUUUUACGAACGAUAUUCCACAAACUUUAAUUUCACGUUUCUUUUCCUCCUAGUUGUUAAAGGCAAGGGAAGCAUGAUUCCAGUUGGGGAUUUCCAAAUCAAGUUCGAUAAUGCAACGAAAGGAGGAGAACAGGUUUUUAUUCGACGGCCAAACGCUACCAUAAAAUGGCCUGGUGGAAAGGGGCCCCCAGAGGACUCUCCUAAGUGCGGCUUUCAUGGAGAAUUGUGUAAUAAACCCGAGAAAGGAGGUAUUUGUUUCCAUACAUAAAUAUUUUUUCAGUUAUAAUGAGGAUUACCACACCAUCUACCUGUUUAAAGGUAAAAUAACAUUAGCACUCGAGGCCAGUGGACCACACAAACUACUGCUGUAAUAAAAUGACUUUGAAAUGUUUUUGAUUGUUUGUAAGUUACUGUGCGAGUUUUCAAGAAAUGUUGCGGUUCAUUUUGGUCCAUGCUGCGACAUGAGGCUGAAUUCGUUAAAGCCUUGCCCUAAAAUUUUGUCACUUCUUUCAUUAGAUGCCAAGACGAAAAUAAUUGCCGGAGUGUCAGGAGCACUUGCCCUCCUAUCGCUGCUCUUACUCCUUAACAUCUACAGGUAACUUACUUUGCUUAUUGACCCAAGAUCUAAUCAGCCCCUCUUCCGACCAGCUGCAGUACAUUUCGUGCUAGUUUACCUACGUUCUUAUCUCUUAACCCGUUUGAUGGAUAAAUUUCUGACAUGUGAGGAGCAGUUACAUGCUUACCAUCUAAUGAUAUAUUCAUCUCAUUAGACGUUUUAGGGUAUAGUAUCGCUGAGUAUUACUGAGUGCAGACUCAAGAGCAGUGACGUGAAAAGACAUACGGUUAAAGAUCGUGGGACAGUUUUUUGUUUGUUUGUAAAUCUUUCUGAGGAGGGCAAGUUGACUCAUCCAAACUUUUACCGUCUUGCAGGCAAUACAGGCUUGAGCGUGAACUAAAAAGUCUGCUCUGGAAGGUCGACUACAAUGAGAUCUGUUUUGAGAAGAAAAGGAAUUCCAUUUCGUCCUUUGGAAGCUGUGUGGUAGGCGUCAACGAUAUCAUCCAAUUACGUUUGUUUUCUAUUUUAAAACUAGCAAAGUGCUUACGAAUGUCAAUGUUUAUCUUGCUCCAUCCAUUUUUCAGGCCUCAAGCCAAUUGGUCACUCAUUCAUCCCCUCAGUCCUUCGAUCAGUCAGUCAGUCAGUCAGUCAGUGAGACAGUCAGACAGUCAGUCAUUGGCUUAGACGAAGGGCAUACGCUAGAAAUGUUAGCUUAAAAACUCUGUACGGUGGCCAAUUUACACGAUCAACUCAGUGGAUAAAACCAAAUUAUUCAGUCUUUCAGUCAGUCAGUUAUUCAGUCUUCCAGUCUUUUAGUCUUUCAAUCAUUCGGUCUUUGAGUUUUUCAGUCUUUCAGUUUUCCAGUCUUGCAGUCUCGCACUCUUUCAGUCCUGCAGUCUUUCAGUCUUGCAGUAUUUCAGUCUUUCAGUUUUCCAGCCUUUCAGUCUUUCAGUCUUGCAGUCUUGCAGUCUUGCAGUCUUGCAGUCUUGCAGUCUUGCAGUCUUGCAGUCUUGCAGUCUUGCAGUCUUGCAGUCUUGCAGUCUUGCAGUCUUUCAGUCUUUCAGUCUUUCAGUCUUUCAGUCUUUCAGUCUUUCAGUCUUUCAGUCUUUCAGUUUUCCAGUCUUUCAGUCUUCCAGUUCUUCAGUCUUUUAGUCUUUCAAUCAUUCAGUCUUUCAGUCAUUCAAUCUUAAGUCGCUUACCUCCUUCCAUUUUACUUGCACAGAAGGAAAACGAUCCUGAUAUGUUUGAACCCCUCCUCGAAGAUGACGAUGAGGUUUUAAAGGUCACCGCUGUCGGAGUUUACAAGGUAUUUUAUUCUCACUUCUAACCUGUACGUACAUUCGUGUUGAGUUGGUAACAAAUUAUAAGACAUCGACCGAUCAAGUAACACAGGUGUUUCACUAUUCCUCUCUUUUUCUUUUAGGGAAACCUUGUUGCAGUCAAACGCUUGGCCAAGAAAAAUAUAGAUCUCACGAGAACUGUGUUAAUGGAACUAAAACAGGUACUUACCAUAAUACACAAAUAAUAAAGAGCAUCCCAUUGGAAAAUCGGAGUUGGCAGCUGGAGUGCGACUCUCGACCUUAAACUAAGAUCGUUCUUCAUCCUACCCCCGUCUCUUUUGCCGGUCAUCAUCCUCAGGCCUUUUUUUAACCUCUUGACCCCCAAGAUCUCAAAAUCACGUGUCGUUUUUGGUUGUCAAACAUUUCUUGUAAUUGUAGCUUUAGUAAAUUGGGUGUUUAAUCAAGGUAUGUCACGAAGUUUAUCUUCCUGUUUUUUUUUCUCAUCACCUUUUCUAUUAACAAUUUAUAUUGAUUUUGUGAGGAUGAAUUCUUCUUUUGUCACCACUUGGAGCAAUGUGGUCUACAGGGUAUCCGGAAUUACCCCCGUAAUGAUAAUGAUAUCCAUAUCCACAUCUUUUACACGAGAGUGCAAGUGUAGCUGGCGGGAAGUGGAAGGUCGAAGAACUUUCCAACAACAGCUAUUAAACAUACCACAAAUUUGCGGAAGAAAUAAAGCGAACGGGUCGAAAGGUGGGAGCGAAUUUGUUUCACUGCAUCAAGCAAACUCGGAAAGAUGGCUAGGCCAAUUUGCUAUGGCCCGAAAACCUCCAAAUACAAGGCGAUGACCUGUUUUCUGACAGUGAAUUCGUCUGGUCGUGUUUCUUUUAGAUGCGCGACCUGAGGCAUGACAAUCUAAAUCCAUUCAUCGGCGCAUGCGUAGAUCCACCAAACAUCUGCAUCAUUUCGCAGUACUGCUCCAAGGGGAGCCUUCAGGUAAGUUAUCCUAUAGUUACAACACUGAACACUAGAGGAAAGAGAGAUUGCAUUGGUUUUACAUUUACACAUUAGUGAGUUCUUUCAAGUUGUGCGAAUCUUGACGAACGAAACAUUUACUAAUAGAACCUCUUAGAUACAAAGUUUAAUUACGUGCUGAAAUUUUCAAUUACAUGCUAACAAUCCUCUAUAUUGAAGGACGUGAAGGACAUUCAAUAAAAGGAAAAGGAAUCAGCACAUGAGCUACUUGCACAUGAACGAUUAUUUUGUAUUACUUACUCGCUAUGCUAUUUUUAUUCUUCGCAACAUAGGAUAUUUUGGAAAACGAGGAUGUCAAGUUGGAUCAUAUGUUCAUAGCUUCACUUGUUUCUGACAUAGUUAAGGUAAGGUCAAACAUUGGAUAUUCAUUUCACAAAAUUCCUGAUUGAUUCCGGCUUAAUGUGAUUCUGGUAAAUGUGCUGCAGAACCACAAUAAACAGUUCAGCCGUUUAUUGGAAACAAAUCACCAGUUUCUCUUACAGUGCCCUUAUUUCAUACAAUAUGAGUCCACGCUGUCUUUCAACCUCCUUUUUUUCUUUUUCUUUCCAGGGGAUGUGUUUUAUCCAGAGCACAGAUAUCAAGUCACAUGGUGAUCUUAAAUCACCCAACUGCUUGGUGGAUAGCCGCUGGGUGUUAAAAAUUGCAGAUUACGGGCUCCCAACCUUUAAGGAAAAGCAAAGAAAAACGUACCCGUCGGAGUAUGCGUACUACAGAGGUAGGUGUAAGAUAAUCACCUUUGGGGCCUUGGCAUCUCGCACUUUUUGUUAUCUCUCUCCGUGUACCGGUCUAAUAUUUCCCCGGUCGUCUUUAACCCUGAUUUUAUCUCCCUAAAGGUUAGAGGUUUGAGAAAAUAACUGUCAAGUGACAGUAAAGACUCCUUUCGAAGUGCAAUAUUUUUCUGAUUUUAGAUCUUCUAUGGGUUGCGCCGGAGAUUUUACGCCUUCCAAAUCGUCCUGCUAGAGGAACGCAGAAGGGCGAUGUCUACAGCUUUGCAAUCAUUUUGCAAGAGUUCCAUACAAGGGAAGGUCCCUACAGUUCCAGCUAUAUGGAUCCCAAGGGUAGGAAAAUGGUGUUCCAGUGUUUUCACUGCUGAAUUUAUUUUCUGUAAAGUCGUUGAAUCUUCCUCAGGGACGUUUCUACUCUAGGGACAUCUCCAUUCAAGGAACACAGACGCCGAGCCCCUUUAAAAAUAUUUUCUACAGUCUUAUGUAUCUGUUAAAUUUGUUGAGGAUACACCUAUAUUUAAGGAAAAUCUCCAUUCGAGGAACACAAACUUUAGGCCCAACUGAAAAAGUUCUUACAAUUUUUUUUUAUCUUAUCUUUGUUGAAGGAACACCUCAGUCUACUUAGGCGGGGGCCUGAUCUACUUUAGAAGACGUAUACUAACGGAGGGCUACUCUAAACUUGUGGUUGAUUUUUUUUCCUACUGCUUCCAGACAUUGUAAGCCGGGUACAGAACGGAGAAUUUCCGCCUUUCCGCCCGACUGUAUCAGAGCUGAUCACCGGAGUGGAAGAAAUCCGGGAACUGAUGAAACAGUGUUGGGAAGAAAGUCCAGACUUAAGGCCAGACUUCCACGAAAUCAAGAAGAUUAUGAACAAGAUUUUAACCAACAACGGAAUGUAUGUAGACUUCUACCUACUUGCUCCCCUUGAUCAAUCAAUCAUUAACUUUCCACGAGAAAAAAAUUGUGAUAACCUUGACUUUAGUAGAUUAUUUCUGAGUUGAAAAUGGUGCAUUUCAAUUAUUUCUUUUAAAACUAAUACCAUUAAAAAACAAAUUAAACCAAGUAGUAACAGCGAGUAUCAAAUAUCGUUUGGAAUUACAUGAUAACAUUUACAUUUACAUGAAGCGUAGAAAAACUCACUUCCAUGUGAGAACUUUGUUCCUUUUUACCCGUUAAAUACAAUGUGAGUCACUUCAGCCUUUGGGAUUGCUCUGAUUUGUUAAGCACGAAUACUAGAGGUUGAUGUGGUUUUGAUGUUUCUCCCCAAUAAAGGAAAACAAACAUUUUUGACAACGUUGUUUAUAUGAUGGAAAAGUACGCUGAUAACUUGGAAGAACUGGUGAUUGAACGAACUGGUCAGUUGAUCGAAGAAAAGAAGAAGACUGACGCUCUGUUGGAAAGAAUGUUGCCAAGGUAUGGACAAUUAGUGUUUUUCUACCUUCGGGCUGUGAAAUAUCAAUCUGUCAUCACUGGUCGGUCCUUCAGCUCAGCAUGCAAACGGCCUGCCAUGUACACAGCUUUACAAGCAUACUGUCAGUUAGGCUUGAAGCUUGCCAUUCAUAUCAUCAGUUUGGCAUAUUGCUCGGCAUGCAAACUGUCAGUUAGGCAUUCAGUAUGGCAUACCUACUAUCUUUUCUUUCUCUGCAGGCCUGUUGCAGAGCAGCUCAAGAGAGGCAAAGCGGUAGAGGCGGAAAGUUUCCAUGAAGUCUCGAUUUACUUUAGUGACAUUGUUGGAUUCACUGAGCUCUCUGCAGAAAGUACUCCUCUACAGGUUGACAUUUAAGUGUUAGAUAAUUAAUCAUUGAUUAUCACUAUGUUAAUAGGAAUUUUACGGUUUCAAGUUUCAAUACAUAGAGAAAAAUUGCCCCCCGAGACAGAGAUGUGUACAACUUUCUGUAGAGAGUACUCUCACCUCUAUGGACGUUUUUUUACCAAAUUUGAAUUGAUUAUUGCUUUUAUAGAAAUAUAAUCCCCUUUAUUAAUUAUCUUUAUUUUACUUAUUUUUUUCAACGCAGACACUGCAAUACUAGCCUUUAAGUUUACACUACUGACAAAUUAAAUCAGUUACAUACAUACCUCUUUAUUAUUGUUCCACAUUCUAUUUCAGUGGUAAGUUAGAAAAUAAGAUCCUUUUUCUGGAGAUCAUAUUCUUUACAAACUUUUCCCCUGGUAUUCCUCUACAAAAGCACAGUUAAUUUUUUUUCUUCUUAAAGGUUGUUACUCUUUUGAAUGACUUGUACACUCUAUUUGAUGACAUCAUAAGUGAAUAUGACGUUUACAAGGUGAGGUUUGCUAGUUAUUAUACCUAUAAACCCGAACUGUCGUUCGUCUGAUAGUCUUACUUCCUCGCCCCCUUGAAUGGACCACCGCUCAAAACGUGAGCUUCUCAAAAUUCAUGAGCAAAUUUAUGACUUUCUGUAGAGACUAUCUUCCUCAAAAUCAAAGACGCAAUAUGUUAAAGGUUGUUACACCUUAACUGAAAAGGAUGGCAUUUUCAUUCGUUGAAAGGACACUCUACUUAGUACACCAGCUUUUCAAAAGUCACGGGUAAACUUAACCAAUAUCAUCAACUGAAUUAUUCACUGACCAAGGACGCAGCGAAAAAAUUAUUUAGAAUGUAAUAACUGUGCAUCAUCGCGUUUAGAAUAAUAUACUUUAAGGAGGUUGGACGUAAAGUUUAAAGUUCGUGAUUUAAUUGUAAAUUGAGCCAUUCUUCUCAGCUGUACAAUCUUACGAUUCAAUGCUUCAAAUCGGGCAAGGUUCAUCUUCCACCUUUAUAAAACUAAUCUUCUAUCUUACUAAUAUACUCAUGCGCUAAAAAAGACCUAACUUCCAAUCAUCUCCAACAUAUCUAAACUUUAUUUAACAGUGAAAAAGAUCAUGGAAAAGUAAUAUCGAAGCUUAAAUGUCACACGGAUAACAAAUUAUGUAACAUUAAUAUUACUAACCUUUAUGAAAAAACCUUUGAUUUUUAAUCUAAAUAAGUUUUUACUUAUUAAAAGCCUCUUUAUACUUUUGAAGGAAGUUUAUAACGCAUCUGUGGGUCAAAUUUUUUCUUGCGCAAAAAAUUUUGUUAAGUUACGUAAAAGCUAACGUUGACUAUUAAAUUCUGCAUAAAGUUACUUCAUGCGCCUUCUUAAACUGACGAUUAGCGACAAAAUAACAUUAUUUGCAGAGGUAGCCUCAUUGCCUUGACGUUUAUUCCGUUGCUUUUUAUUUAUGACCCGAAAAAUAUUACUUAGUCUCCAGUUUUCCGAAAUAAAUGACAAAGAUACAGUAACUGCUUUUCUUUGAUCAUGAAUUUUAAAAUGGGGAUAUUCUGUUAAGAGAAUAAUCCAACGACGUUUUCCUUCAACUUUUUAAAACUGUAAUUGUUGUUUUGUAAAUAUGCAAGUGGCUCAAAAAGAAAUUAAAUUUCGCACGUCUCUAUUCUUUCCUGCCGAAUGUUAAAAUAAAACAGUAAUAACCGUAAAUUUUCACAAUAAACAUUAAACGUGGAAGGUCCGUUCAACCUCCAAUUUUAGUGCCGUUGUUUGCUUGUACUCUAGUGCGCUCCUUCUGCCCGGCAGGUGGAGACAAUUGGUGACGCUUACAUGGUUGUGUCAGGGCUACCCAUCAGAAAUGGCCAUCAACACGCUGGUGAGAUUGCGCGCAUGGCGUUGCACUUGAUUGAGGCUGUGAAGAAAGACUUUACAGUUCGUCACAAGAGUGAUUACAAACUUAAACUACGUGUUGGAAUUCACAGUGGUAAGUGCAAGCGAUGUUUAGAGGUGUUCUUGAUAACAAAUGAUCAUCAAUGAUCUGCCUUUUCAUUGGCCGAAAGCCUCCAAAGUGAGCUGCAAACAAUUCGGGCUACAAAAUAUAAGAAUCUCAUAUAUUAUUGAACUGCACAGAAAUGAUAUUGCGAUAGUCACGCUUAAUCGUGUUCACGCUUAUCAAUGGUAAGGGCAGAUCACUUUCCUCUACGCAUAUACAAUACCUUUUGUGCACGCGAAAGUUUUCUACGCUCUUCUGUGGAUCCGGCACAUUUUCCCCUUCCCUCUCCCCUUCCCCUUCCGUAAGCACUGGAUAUAUGGCUAUGUACCCCCAUACAGGGAAAGGCUUUGGUGUGGUCUUGAACGAGUAAAAAGUUAUUUACAUAUGAAGUAUUUCGACCUUUUCUUUUCUCUGAACUAAAAAAAUUAUAUAAGCUGUAAAUGUUUGCUUAAGGUGUUCAAUAUGGGUGGUACUUAUUCAAAAUAUUCUGUCUAAAUAUUGGCUACGUCGUUAUACCACAAUCUAUAUUUUGAACGGGCUAGCGAUGUAAAAUUAAUUUGUCUUGUACGGGAGUAGGGUUUUAAUGACUUACGGCACAGCCCCCACCAAAACUCUCCGUGUGAUGUUUAACCCUUUCUCCCAUGGAAGACAAAAUUUCUCUUCACAAUAUCGUUUCAAUAUCAAGUGCGCAAGUGAUGAGAAUAGAGAAAAUAUCAUUUUGGGGGAUUAUUAGUUGAUUAAAUACCAAAUUCACCGAACUUACAUCAUAAGAAUUGUAUGGCAGACAGUAGAGAGAAAUACUGAUGAGAUCGUAGGGAGCGAAAGAGUUAACAACUUAACAUCGUUAUACAAUUUAACACCAGAUCUGAUGACCGUUUUACUUACUUAUUUGCUCACUGAUGCCUUUUUCUUAAGGUCCUGUGGUGGCAGGUGUUGUUGGAAUAACUAUGCCACGUUACUGUUUAUUUGGUGACACAGUCAACACUGCAUCUCGGAUGGAAUCAAAUGGAGAAGGUAAUUAGCACUUGGAAACGUUUUUUUAUUUCGUCACAAAAGACGCUAUUUAUGCUUUUAGCUCGUUUACUUUAACUCAUAGAGCGCAUUGCCAAAACCUAGUUCUGUUUGGUGGGAAUAAGUUAUGAAAAUAAGAUCUUUCUUGCUUCUGAGAGUUUUUUUUAUCUUUGGGUAUCAUUUUUAGUGUGUAAAACGUUCGGUUCUUUUGUUGAUAGAGUUUGUUUGUUAUGUAUAGCUCUAAGAAUUCACAUCAGCGAGGUGACAAAGAGAAUACUUGAAGCUUUGGGAGGCUUCAUAGUCGAAACUCGAGGCGAGGUAUUCCUGAAGGUGAGAAUAGUAAAAUAAAUUUAGAAACAUUUUCGAUAACCCAAUGGUUUGUUUCUCAACUUGAUAUCCUUUGACAAAACCGCCAACCAUUCAACAACAUAUGCACUUUGUUUUCGAAACUUGGGAAAGCAGGGUUUGCGAAAUGGCGGGCCUGAUUUUUAGUCUUUCUUGCCGUGUAAAUGGACUUCUUUACUAUCUUUCUAAAACCGACAUUCAUCCGGCCGAAGGAUCACGUGUUAUUACCCAACUUGAUGUUUGUCUGUCUUUCGUAACCAAAGUUUGCAUUUAAAGCGCUUUAUGUAUUUUAUUAGGGAAAGGGAAAUAUGACAACUUAUUGGCUUAUGGAUGCAGCACAGAAACCAGUCCAUAAGCCUCGGCGCCCCAUACCAAAUGGCUUCCUUACGGACUCCCCCCUCCUUUCUUUACCCGGAUUUAAAAGUACUUUGGCGGGGUCAUGCUCAUCAGUAUCCCUGGGAAUAAGACGUUCCCCGUCGCUGCGCCGUAGUCAGUUCCGUGGCUCCCAGGGGUCUCCAAUUAUGAAGAGAUGGCAGAAGAUUGAGGAUGGUCCCAAGAAUUCCCCAAGAAACAGCUUGAUUAAGACAAAUGCCAAUGCCACUCAGCAGACUAUUGUAUGAAAGCGAAAACACUCAUUUUAACUCUGCUGGGAGAUUUAACUUCCGUGUCGAGUGUGAACAUACAAGUCUAAUUUCAGAAGAAACGUUAAGAGAGAAGGAAGUGGAUAGAACUAUGCGAUAUUGUCGUAAUGACUUUCUUUCUGAGGUCCAUCUUAAGAUUAUUUGCUGUCACGAACGGGAAGUAAAAGUCACGUAUUUGUGUCACAGCAUAGGCACGUCAUUUGAAUACGCGUACCUCGGAGAUUUUGCGUCCGGUAACUAAUUGUGUGUGGCUAUAAUGUACCGAUCAAUUCGAAGCUUCAACAUCCCCUCGGGCAACCCCCCCGGCAUUUGACCUUGGAAAGGUUGAUUUGUUAAAACCCCGCCCACGGGGCAAAGACUGUUCUCAAAUGCCCCAACAAAUUUUUUUGUUAAAGGAAAAAUUAGCAACUGUGACUUUCUACACAUUGACUAAGCUUUGAAACCUAAACCUCGUAAAACUUUCUUUCUGAGCCAUUGGCUCGCGAAAGUAAACUAUUUAUUUUUUAGACACCUCCGUAUUUAACAAUAUAACACUAGUGUUUCUCUGUAAAGACUUGUCGAAUGCCUGUAGGUUACCCGGGGGAGGGGGAUGUUGAAGCUUCGAACUGAACGGUGAAUAAUACGUUUGAGUGUAAGGUAACGAUGAGCAAAAGGAAAAUAAGAUACAAUUAGCAUAGUUUCUUUCUUAAAAGGGUUGUGCAUUAGGCGACAAGAGCACCGUCAAACUCUCAAGAAUUUGCUUAAAAAAUCAUUUUUACGGCAAAUUCAUUUUGUGUGAAUGGGUACCAUCAUUUUUGUGAUAUUUCAUUUUCUGCUCUCUCUCUGUUUAAAACAGAGAAGACACAUGUGUAACAUAACUUUGUGUGAACGCCGUCUGUUUUCCAGGUGAAAUUAUCAGUCUAUCAAGCUGGUCAAAAAAAUUGCUUUCAUUUCAAUUUCUUCCAAGUUCAUUCAUCUCUGUCUGUCAGAGAGAAAAACACCUGAUUAAAAACUGUUCCAAAACAAUGCUCUUAUUUUCUAGAGUCUCGACUUCUUGAUUCCACUUGCCAUUAUGAUAAUUACUUCAAAACAAAAACCUUUUUACUUACAAGGUUUGCAGUGCUUUUUUUCCCUUGUAAAAAUUUGUCGAAUUUCAUGUGUAUGUUUUCUCAUAAUGAAAAUUUAUUAUUUCUAUAACAUUUCCACUUACUAAAGAAUUCUGUAUGUUUAUUUGUUGGUGCAUCUUCGCUUUGGCAAUUGCAUGAUGGCACUUUUAAUUGGAAUGAACGCCGUCACUUUAUUUGGAAACAUUUACAUUUAGUGGAGAUUGAAAUUUUCAAUUCAAAUUCUAAUCGCUAAGACCAGAUCCAAUAUUUGAAAGAACAGUGUAUACAUCUGAAAACAUUGAAUACAUUGGUUUUAAGGCAACAUUUUUCAGUACCAAAGAAAAUUGUUUUGUCGAAACCCAGAGAGGAAUGAAAAUCUUCAUGAAGCCAGGAGAGCGGGUGUGUAUAUCGUACAGAGUGAAAAGUAAUUUAUAAGUUCUAAAUUGCCCUAAAUAUAUUUCAGCAUGAAUAGAUUGUAUAUAUUAUAUGUGUAAUAUAGUGCGUUUCGA
Molecule: messenger RNA, 16656 nt
Organism: Pocillopora meandrina
Lineage: Eukaryota; Metazoa; Cnidaria; Anthozoa; Scleractinia; Pocilloporidae
Source: the annotation of a GenBank genome assembly